This is a messenger RNA of Caenorhabditis angaria, 549 nucleotides long. The record is from the annotation of a GenBank genome assembly. NCBI's taxonomy places the organism in Eukaryota, Metazoa, Nematoda, Chromadorea, Rhabditida, Rhabditidae.
AUGAAAUGUUCUCUUCUGAUUUUAUUCCUGAUUGUCAAUGUUCAGCUCUCAAGUUCUGACAACUUGCUUGACAAACUCAUGGUGUUUAAACAAUCCAGAUUUAAAGCAUAUUUCGUAAAUCAUCGACCUUUCAAUAAUAAACCGGAAAAACUCACAAGUUAUACGAAUUUACUAAAAGAAAACGUGGAUUUUUUGAAUAAUGAGAUCUUCAAUUUCAUCAUGAAUAAUGAAACCUCUGAAGCUCUCAAGUUUAUUGCUCCGGAUUUUAUUUAUAUUGAGAGAGGGACCCCGCAAACAGUCUCAAGGCUAUUUGAAACAAUUCGAAAAUAUUCAAAAUAUUUAACUUUUCCCGCUUCGAAAUUAAUUGAUGUUAAUUACAUCAUUCAGGAAUCUCAACAUUCUUCGAUGAAACUUGAAUAUUAUGUGAAUUUUGGUACGAAGGAAUGUAAAAUUGUCACUGAAAAUAUUGAAAGCCAGCUGGAUUUUAAUAUUACUCUCACUUCGGUUGAUCUAAAAUGCCGGGAAGUUUCGAUUUGCCCGAAUUGUUAA